UUACGGUACAUGUGCUCCUGAACUUCAACUUGUAGCUAUAAAAGUUGUUAGUCAAACAACUUAUGCUACAAAUUGCGAGAGAAAUUGGAGUACAUUUAGUUAUAUUCACACAAAGACGAGGAAUAGAUUGAAGUAUAGAAAGUUACAUAAACUUGUCUUCACACAUUACAACAUGAAGCUGAAAAUGAGACAAGAAAUGAGGAGAAGUCAAGAAGAAAUAGAAACAAGUUUUGAUCCUAUAAAUCUUAACUAUAUAUUUCAAGAAGAUCCUUUAUCUGAAUGGAUAGAAGAGAGAGAAAAUCCAUUAUUGGAUGGAGUUCAAAAUGCAGAAUGGUUGCAUAUAGAAGAUACAGAUGAUGAGAUUGUGGAAGUUGAUGAUGAUAACAAUGGAUCAAAUGAUGGUGAUGAUGGUGGUUUAAGUCCACCAAGCGGUAACAGUGAUAAUGGGGGUGGUAAUGAAGAAGCUGGCGAAGGUGGUGGUGGUGGUGAUGAUGAUGAAGAUGCACCAAUAGACCAUGAUCCAUACGGUGAAACACCACCUAUUUAUAGGCGUUAUAGAAAUUUGACUGAUAUGGAUCGUUCUGAUGGUUCACUACUUAACAGUGGAGGAGAUGUGUCACAUUCUAGAUCAAGAAGAGGUAAAAGGAAACAAAAUGUUCCACUUGAAGAUUCUUCUUCUUCUAGUAUUGCUCAAAGUUUUAGUGACUUUGGGAUUGGUGAUUCUUCUCAAAAUAGUCAACAAUCUUAUCCGCCUAUUUAUCAAUAUCCUUAUUUCAACUCAUAUAACCAAUAUGCAAGUGAUCAAGCUCCUUCCAACUACCAACAAGCAAUGAAUUACCAAGAUCCUUAUUAUGAACAAUCAAGUGAUGGAUUUUUUGGUUAUGUCUUUGGGCAAGGAGCUACACAAGAUGAUAGCCAGAGUGAAAGUACAAGUAAUGCUCCUCCACGUCAUUCCACCAUGUGGUAAAAAGUAUCAUACCAUAUAUUUAUAUGGAGACAAAUAUGAUGUUGCUUUUCAAAGUCAAAAUUGCAACUUAGUGCAUUUAUCUAUUUGUGAUGUAUUAAUUGUAUUAGUAUUUGCAUAAACAAUUAUGAAUGUUAUUUAUGUUAA
Molecule: messenger RNA, 1111 nt
Organism: Trifolium pratense (red clover)
Lineage: Eukaryota; Viridiplantae; Streptophyta; Magnoliopsida; Fabales; Fabaceae
Exons: 2
Coding region: 173-967 (264 amino acids)
Source: RefSeq, a predicted model, not a curated record